GUUUCCAUAAGAAUGGUUGGGCCCCGCCCCACCAAGCAGUGCAACCAGUGCAGCCUCCGGAGCACCGCGACGACGACCAGGACUGCGCGUCCGCCGGGAAGUGCGACGAAAGUGAAUAGCAGUGCGAUCAGUGAACAGUGUGUCCGCGAGCUGUGCGACGGCGUCCACGGAUACAAUGGAUACAGUGCACCUCCUCAUCGCGGUGCUCCUGGCCGCCAGGAGCGCGGCCGCCUUCCAGAACUACGCGGACGUUGCCUGCGGCUACCAGUGGGGCCGCGUGUCGGGCAGGGUGUCCAGGGCCCGGGCGGCCACCAGGAUCGUCGGCGGCAGCACCGCCCUACGCGGCGAGUUCCCCUGGCUCGUCUCCAUCACCAGGGGCGGCGGCCACUUCUGCGGCGGCAGCCUCGUCAGCAAGCGCUGGGUGCUCACGGCGGCGCACUGCCUGUGCAGCGGCAGCAGCGAGCCCCUGCGCCCCGAGCAGGUCCGCGUGUCCGUGGGCCAGCACGACCUGCGCGAGCGCGAGGCGAGCACGGUGGGCGUCGCCAGGCUGCUGAUGCACCCGGGCUACGAGUGCUCGCACUUCGUCCACGACGUGGCCCUCAUGAAGCUGUCCGAGGACGUGCAGUGGGGCGACACGGCCUGGCCGGCCUGCCUGCCGUCCGCCACCGGCACCAAGGACCACUCCAGCUUCUCGGACCGCGAGGCCACGGCGGCGGGCUGGGGCUGGACCAACGAGAACUCCAACAAGGGCGGCCGCGCCGACGUCCUGCAGAAGGUGCAGCUGCGCGUGCUGGACAACGGCCAGUGCCGCGACUGGUACAAGUCCCAGGGCAAGAAGACCAAGAUCCGCGACACGCAGAUCUGCGCCGGCUUCGAGUCCGGCGGCCGCGACUCCUGCUGGGCGGACAGCGGCGGGCCCCUCAUGGUGUCGGACGCGACGGACGGCGGCCGCGUCACCGUGGUGGGCGUCGUGUCCACGGGCAUCGGCUGCGCGCGCCCCAAGCUGCCCGGCCUCUACACGCGCCUCAGCGACUACGUGCCCUGGAUCGAGGACCAGAUCCGGGACUCCGCCCACUAGUGCCUCGGACUAGCCCUUCGGUCCGCCCUCGCUCAUCGCAACCCAUCUAGUCCGACUAGUCACUUUGUUUUUCUACUUUUGGA
This is a messenger RNA of Thrips palmi, 1161 nucleotides long. Its product is annotated as trypsin-1-like. Lineage: Eukaryota; Metazoa; Arthropoda; Insecta; Thysanoptera; Thripidae. The record is from RefSeq and is a predicted model, not a curated record. The coding region runs from base 176 to 1078 and encodes 300 amino acids. Gene Ontology annotation, biological process: proteolysis. The transcript has 5 exons. Gene Ontology annotation, molecular function: serine-type endopeptidase activity.